Marchantia polymorpha subsp. ruderalis is the source of this 3699-nucleotide messenger RNA. Lineage: Eukaryota; Viridiplantae; Streptophyta; Marchantiopsida; Marchantiales; Marchantiaceae. The record is from the annotation of a GenBank genome assembly.
GCUCGUCCAUCCAGCUGACAGGAAUUGUGACCAGCAAUCUGCCACGGCCCGGGCACCAGCAGCAGGAGGACGAUGCCUUUCUCUCUCGCGCAUCGCGGAUCGCCGAGGGCUGAAUGAAUUGCAAAUGAAUGCGCCUGGAGGAGCAUGAGGGCGAGGCGUCCGCGCGUCAGCAAAGUGUCCGCACGAUGCGCCCCGGGAACGCAUUCCCUCGAGGAAGAGUGGCUGAUUCUGAGACCUCGCUCUGCACUUCGCCCGACGACAGAGGACGCUUUCGCUCGCGAGUUUUCGAUCUCUCGAGGAGGUGGUGGUGGUCGUGUCGUGAAUUUCCUGGAGUCUUUGAUCCCAGCGUCGUGAUCGCUCUAUUGCGACUCAUGGAGAUUCAGCUCCUUCUCCAAUUUUCUGGCAGAUUGCUAUGAAGCAUUCGUUAACCUCUAUAACUUGAAAGAAUACAGCAGAGGAGGAGCCUGGGAGUGCUGGAGACAAGAUGAGACUGAAGAAACUUGCUCCGCCAUUACUUGCAUCUUACAGAAGAUUGUUUCAUGAACUAUGCGUGGGUGUUCCAGUGGGCCGUGGAAUUCAUGGGCGCUCUGGAACUGCGAUAAUGAGGACGCCGCGGCCGAGCAAUGAUUGUGGAUACGAUCGGUUUCCAAGUGUCCCUGCUGUCAAGGUCUGUCACAAUGGCAGUGAAGGGCGUUCUGUUAGUUGGGUCAAUUCCAGGUGUUACAGUUCUUCGGCCAACAGUGAAGGGCCGGUUUCUGUGGACCCUAGCUCCUUGAUGGAGGAGGAGUAUUUCCAUGACAUUGAGGACCAUACUCUCCAUAAUCUGCAAGAGAAGAUAGAGAGGAUUGAAGACGAUCCAAACGAUGAUGAAAUCGCCUCAGGCUAUGUAGGUGAUAGACGGAGGUACACGAGUGGUAGAAAGACACUCAAACGUAGGCAGUUUGGUGUGACCAAGGAGAAGCUAGAAUUUAGAAGGGAAAUUAUUCGAAAUCUCGUCCACAACAUUGUAAAUCUGGACGAUGUGAAGUUAGUUGGGAAAGUCUUGAGCGAGUGGGUCAAAGAAUAUGCUUCUAGACGAGAGUCUCUAGUCAUGGUAAACACAGAUUAUAAUGGAAAUAGUAGCGCUCAAAGUUCUACAGGUAGAUUCCUACCAUAUUCAGAAGUUGCUCGUAUUGUACAUGCGGUUCUGCAAAUUGUAGGUGAGCAAGGUAAUCUCGAAGGUGCCUUAGAGGUUGUACGAUGGAUGGAGAGGCAGGGCUGGUGCAAGCUAGAUCCACAUUUGUACACUACAAUUAUUGAUACUUUCGGUGAGGCAGGUUGUUUAGAACUGGCCGAAAAAAUUUUUAGUAGCGUAAAUAUCUCCGAGGUAGAAAAAGACAUCGCACUUUUCAACGCAAUGAUCAACGCAAGGGGCAAGGCAGGGCAGAUUGACUCUCUGGAAGAUCUUUUCGAGUCCAUGAAGAAGAGCUUCUACAAACCUGACCUCGUGACGUACAACACCGUCAUGAACUCGUAUGUAAAAGCAGGCAUGGGGCUUGGAACGGUCGUCUCGGUAUUUAAAGACAUGUACACUCAGGGUAUAGAACCUGACAUUGUUUCCUUCAACAUUCUUCUUGAAGCUUGUGUUUCCGGCAGCCAUGUCAAAGAAGCUCAAAAGAUUUUCGAUAAUCUGAAGAGAAGGGGUCUGAAGCCCACGGUGAUCACGUAUACAACUCUGAUAACGGUUUACGCCAACUCUGGUCAUUGCAGUGAUGCCUUGCUGUUGUUGAGCGAGAUGUUAGCUCACAAUUGCUUACCUAACGCCGUCACGUUCAGCUCAUUAAUUACGGCCUGUGCUCGGGAUGGAGUCUAUGAAGAGGCCGAGAAACUUUUCCAAGUAAUGAAGGACUUCCAGGUUGAGCCAAACGUAGUCACCUAUAAUGCGAUGAUCGAUCUUAACAGGAAGCGCGGUGACUGUGAUUCAGCCAAAAGACUUUACCAGGAAAUGAACGCGGCUGGUCUUCAGCCAACCAGCAUAACUGCUGCUAGUCUUAUGUCAGCAUACAAGGCUUCGGGUAAUUAUGACGAGGUCUUUGCAACAUAUGAGGAAGCCAAGCUAGGAAAGAUAUGCAAUACACAUGUAUUUACGGAGGCCGUGGAUGCUUGCAUCAAGUCGGGAAAUUUAAUGAGAAUCUUGGAUAUACAGUCUGAUAUGUUGGCAGUCAACUGCCAUCCAGACGUGGUUACCUGUAGCAUUAUUCUUUCUGCCUUAGGUUCAAAAUGCAGUAGUGAGGAAGAGGCUUGCGUUCUUGUGGACUUUCUUCAAGCUUUCGAUAUCGAGUUGAUGGCGAAUUCUUGUCGAAUGCUGCUGGAGAUCAUGAUCAGUGAUGAAGAGGUGCAAAAGAAUAUACACAAGCUCUAUGUACUGCUAGAUAAGGAGGACAUCAAGACCUGGACGGUUUUCAGCUGUGCAAUGGUAGAUGCUCUUUGGGCUUUGGGCUGGUACCGCCGAGCCACCCUGGUUGUCGCCUGGGUUAUGGAAAAGGGUCUCUUCGACGAGAUAUGCGUCAUUCAACCAAGGGAAUGGAAACUAGAUUUAAGACGUUUGUCAAGUGGAGCUGCUUUGGUCGCUCUGUACCAGUGGUUCGGACAUCUAGCUUUAGUUGCUAGACAUUUAGAGUCAGUUAAACUUCGGAAGAUGUUGAAGGAUGAAACUGUUGAGAUGAGCAGUGAAGUAGAGAACGACUCAUUAGAUCAGAGGACAAGAAUGGUGACCCCUGAAACUAGCGUACUGGUGGAAGUACUACUCCCUCUUCUACCACGACUAGAAGACAUCCUUCCCGAUAAGGGGACUCGCCCAGUUGGAAGAUCACAUUUUGGUCUCCAGUGUCCACCUUUAGUUACUGUAGUCACAGGAUGGGGAAAAUUGAGUAGAGAAGAAGGCUCGUCCAUAGUCCGAACUUUAGUGCAGAGAGAAUUUGUCAAGCUUAGAGCACCAUUCAAACCAUCUGCAGACUCUGGGAAGUGGAUGUGUAGGGGUGAAAGUUUGAUGCGUUGGCUUUUGAAUCCCUCAACGGGAGCUCGACUGGUUCUUUCUGAUGUUGUACCCGAAGCAGAGCGUGCACAGUAAUUGUCCUGUAACAUAUUCGACCAGAGCAAAGUUGGAGCUCACUAGGGAAGGCACAUUGGAAGGCCACAUCACAUUUUCGUUCAGAGUACGAAAAUGUGAGUGAAGCAUAAGUUCGGAAAACUCGGAGUGAGUUCGGAAAAUUCCGCAUAAGGUGGGAUGGAAAGGAAGCUUCAUGUGAGGUUAUUUCACAUAGUGAAGGAGAGCAACCUUUAGCGGGCCUCUGACUGUGUGAAAGGGAUACAGCGAGACUUUCGCAAGCCGUCGCCGAAAACCGAUCGCAGAUAAGGUCUCGAGGAGGAUUCUUAUUUACACGAGCUUCUAGGAGGCGAAGUUCAACAAAAUUGCGCAAAGAGGGCUCCUCUUAGUGUCAACAGGCUCAAGAGAAGUGAUAGUUCAUGCUAGUCUUGGUGCCUACCGUCAGCGCUGAUGUAAACAGGAAAGACAAUGUGAAGAUUCUCCUAGAAUCAAGCUUUUUUGGGCCAUUCAAGUACCACCUUUACCUGUAUCUACUUUCGAUAAAAUUUUUGGUUUGCGCGAUCUCGCUAGAAGGUGCAAUCAUUGAGUACUUGUGUAUGAUGUAUAUGUGUGAG